Messenger RNA from Botrytis byssoidea, 1533 nucleotides. RefSeq lists its product as uncharacterized. The transcript has 2 exons. NCBI's taxonomy places the organism in Eukaryota, Fungi, Ascomycota, Leotiomycetes, Helotiales, Sclerotiniaceae. The record is from RefSeq and is a predicted model, not a curated record. The coding region runs from base 1 to 1533 and encodes 510 amino acids.
AUGGCGGUACCAAUCGAAAUACUUGGGCUGGAGAAUCUCCUUGCGGAGAGAGUGUAUAUAAAGUGGGUUGAUGACGACGGCUGUUGGACACUAGGUUCUUGCAUGCCUUGCAACAAAAAAAAAGUCGACAUUAUUAUGAAAGUGGUCUGCAAUUCUAAAUCUAAACGAGAUGUUCAUAUACAGUUCUCAAUUAAGGUGGCCAUCAAGAUUUCUGGCAAGCGUCAUUACAUGUAUAUGUUGUUAGCUGUUCCACCACAUGGUGACUUUCAAUAUGCUUCAGAGGAUGCUUCGAUACAGAAGCUUGAUGAUUUAUCUUAUCUUGAUGCAUCCGCUCUUCAUGAAGCCGGUAUAAGCAAUUUAGAGCGUAUUAUUGUUCUAAAUUUUGAUAUUCGAUUCGCGGGAUUUGUGGUUCAAAAAGAGAAAGAGUCUACAAGUAUCUGUCCCUUCAACAAAACGUCCAGCAAAUUGAUCCGUGCGAUUAAGUCUUUAUCUCUCAUGAAGAAAUUUAAGGUAUAUAUUAGACCCAGCGAUUAUGCGCGGCAACAUUUGAAAGAAAUUCGCGAGUGCUUGCAUGAUACAAGUGUAGAGGUUUGUGAAUCUGACUUGGGGAAGCUAUACUUCAAAAAAGGCAUUACACUAGUGAACUGGACGCAUUUUAAACAUAAGGAGCAUAAGGAACCUCAGGAUCAACCACCGCCACUAUACACCGCCAACGAUACACAGAGGGCGACGGAAGUGCAGGUUCCCCGUUCACCAUUGAUCGUAUACAUAGAUAAGAAGUCAUCACCCAGCAUAGACGAAGCCAUUAUUCCAGUGACACCGAGUCCUGUGCCGGUGUGCCACGGUAUCUUCUCGUCUAGCCCUGAAGAACUGUCAGAUAUCGGAGAAGGCUCGUACCUUGAUGAUGAUUACAAGGAUCUAGGACGUGUGGAGGUGAACUCGGAUGAGGAGUACCUCGCCGAGUUCAAUGCUAGACAACUGGAUGAAGCAUACCUCACCGAUAUUCGAGAAACAAGCCGACGACUCAGACAAGACGCUACCUCGGAGGCUUUGGCGUCAGAAUUUAGGGAGUGGUUGGAUGCAGCAGCAAAACUAAACCCAAAUGUUCUAGAACAUAGAGGACUGACUUCCAAAUUACUUACUCUUGGUGAAAGUGUCCGUGAGUCUGAUGUUGCAAAGUUCGACGCUGUUAGACCCUGGUGCUCUGCGCUGUUGUUCUACAACCCGACAGAUUCAAGCAGCACCUCCGAGUUGCAAGAUUCGACCCAUCGAUUGCUCGUCUCAGAUAUGGCUGGGCUCAUCAAGUCAAUCAACACAUUUCAACGUGGUGCUGAGAUGGCUUUUCUGAUGGAAGAUUUCAUAAAACUAGGUGGUGCUGCUCGCGCAGGUAAUAAGGAGCAGUAUACACGUUGUAAAGUUGAAUGUCAAUUUCGGAUAUUGGUCGACGAGAAGAGCAGCAAGGGCUUGUCCAGCAAAAGAAACACUUCGGAAAUUGAUAGCAAUGUGUAUAAACGAACCAGAACAGCGGCGUAA